AGUAGACGCAUAAACCACCAGACACAGUUAACAGCCAAGCCCACGUAGUUAAACCCACCACGAUUCACGAACCGUACAGAUAGAUCGAGAGAGAUGGAUUACAUAUGGACUGUCUGCCUUGCAACGGUUAAAUCCUUAAAAAACUCAAAAAAGAAGGAAAAAAAAAAAAAGAGUGAAAGAAAAGGGAAACUUCCUUUCUGUAGCUAAUAAAUAACGCAUCUUCUGAUUUCGUUCAUCAGUUCCCUUACAAGCUACUUCUUUUAAUUUCCAACUCCUACACGUAUAUAAAUAAACUCUCUCGCAGCCCUUUAUUGUUUUCAAGUUCAAUUUCAUAUCUUUACCCAGAGAGUAAGAGCCACACAUAGAGAGAGAAAAGAUGGCAAGUGGGGAUCUUGAAAGGGGGAGAGUGACAAAGAAUAGAGGUUACAACAAUAAUACAAGUUUUUACUAUGUAGAAACCUCUGAUAAGCAAUGGACAUCAUGGUUAAUUCCUACGUUUGUUGUUGCUAAUAUUGCUGUGUUUAUUGCUGUCAUGUAUGUCAACAAUUGCCCCAAAAAUAAUCUGGGUUUUGAAGGUAAUUGUGUGGCUAAAUUCCUUGGUAGACUCUCAUUUCAGCCUUUGAAAGAGAACCCUUUGUUCGGUCCAUCUUCUUCCACAUUGGAAAAUAUGGGAGCCCUUGAGUGGAACAAGGUAGUGCAUGGGCAUCAAGGAUGGAGAUUAAUAACUUGUAUGUGGUUGCAUGCAGGAGUUGUUCAUCUGCUUGCAAAUAUGCUCAGCUUAAUCUUCAUUGGGAUUCGUCUUGAACAGCAAUUUGGAUUUGUGCGAGUUGGGCUAAUCUACCUAUUAGCAGGAUUUGGGGGAAGUAUAUUGUCUGCCCUUUUUAUUCAACGUAAUAUUUCUGUUGGUGCCUCUGGUGCUUUGUUUGGCCUUCUUGGAGCAAUGUUAUCAGAGCUUCUUACUAACUGGACAAUUUAUACUAAUAAGAUUGCAGCUCUAUUGACCCUUGUGAUCAUAAUUGCCAUCAACUUGGCUGUUGGAAUUCUUCCACAUGUUGACAACUUUGCGCACAUUGGAGGUUUCUUGACUGGAUUUUUCCUGGGCUUUGUUAUAUUACUUCGUCCACAGUUUGGGUGGUAUGAGAGCCGGCAUCUCCCUGCUGAUGCUCGUGUAAAGUCUAGGCACAAGGCUUACCAAUAUGCAUUCUUGUUGAUUGCCGUGGUUUUACUCGUUGCUGGUUUUACAGUGGGAUUGGUGAUGCUGUUUAGAGGAGUGAAUGGAAAUGAUCACUGCAGCUGGUGCCAUUAUCUAAGUUGUGUGCCUACUUCAAAGUGGAAGUGUGAUAACUGAUGAGUCUUGCUUGCACCUUUUUGUUUCGUGGACAAGAUUUAGGAAACCCUGUUAUUGGAUUCAUUUUGUUUCUUUGUUUUCCGGUUUACUCUCUAACCUGUUCUUGGAUUUCUAUUUAUUUUAUUUUGUUCAUCUGUUUGGGAUGCUUCUACACUUGUACAUGAAUAGUAUAUGCUACUGGGUUUUACCUUGGAUAUAAAAGGAAGAGGUAAUGUUAUAUAUA
Ricinus communis (castor bean) is the source of this 1571-nucleotide messenger RNA. RefSeq names its product RHOMBOID-like protein 2. The coding region runs from base 377 to 1348 and encodes 323 amino acids. The record is from RefSeq and is a predicted model, not a curated record. Gene Ontology annotation, molecular function: serine-type endopeptidase activity. Gene Ontology annotation, biological process: proteolysis. Gene Ontology annotation, cellular component: membrane. The transcript is spliced from 5 exons. NCBI's taxonomy places the organism in Eukaryota, Viridiplantae, Streptophyta, Magnoliopsida, Malpighiales, Euphorbiaceae.